Chlamydomonas reinhardtii is the source of this 1512-nucleotide messenger RNA. RefSeq lists its product as uncharacterized. Lineage: Eukaryota; Viridiplantae; Chlorophyta; Chlorophyceae; Chlamydomonadales; Chlamydomonadaceae. Gene Ontology annotation, molecular function: acyltransferase activity, transferring groups other than amino-acyl groups. The coding region runs from base 299 to 1087 and encodes 262 amino acids. The transcript has 4 exons. The record is from RefSeq and is a predicted model, not a curated record.
AGUUAGCGCGACUGGGCCAAACAGUUUGCCUUGCAAUUGUCAAGCAGUGCGGUUCGUCUAGCUUGCGGUCGCCGAGCCAUGCAAUGCCAACACCACAGACCUGCUAUCUGACCGUGUAAAGAACUAGAGUAGUUUCGGCCUCGGCGUUGCCGCGCUUCUGACUGUUGCGUGCCGACCGCAGUGCGUCGGCACCCCAACUCGGCAACCCGACGCCACGCGGGGGCGCCCGGCAGGGAGGCGGCAAGCGGGCUCGAUGCGGCGGGCGGACGGAGUAGCACCUUGCAGCUCAAGUUAUACCAUGGCGCCCUUUAGGACCACGCGACAAAUCUGCGUUGCUGAACGCGCAGCCAGUGGCGCCGCCGCUUGCGCUCCCCAUCUGGCCGCAGCCAGGGGGCCGCUGCGACGGCCAUCGCUCGCUUCACACCCGCCCAGUUGCGCCACGUCACCUGGCAACAGCACCAGUAGCAUCAGCAGCAGCAGCCGUGGUCAAGCGCCACGUAGCUCUACAGAAUGGUCAGAAGGAGCAGCAGCGCCCGGAAGGAGGGCUGGCGCCACCCCAGCAGUCCGCAUCCGGCAGGCAACGCCGGACGACUCGGUCGCCUUAGCGGCACUCGACGCCAGCUGUGCGGCUGACGGCUCGUCCGGGUGGAGCGAAGGCAUCUACAGGACGGACCUGCAGCCCGGCAGCCCCAACCUCAUUCUUUUGGCGGAGGCGGACGAUGCUACUGGCAGUAGCGACAGAAGCAGUAGCUACAGCAGCAGUGGCAACGACAGUAGCAGUGGCAGUAGCGGACGAUUGCUGGCGCUGGCCGCAGGCAGCCAGGCGGGCGGCGAGGUGUCGCUCACAAACGUAGCGGUGGCGGCGGCGUGCCGGGGGGCUGGGCUGGGCCGGCGGAUAACGGUGGAGCUGCUGCGGCGGCUGGGGUCGGGGCAAGGUCCCACCUUCCUGGAGGUGCGGGUGGACAACGCGGCGGCGCAGGCGCUAUACGCCAGGCUGGGCUUCGAGGUGGCGGGCCGCCGCAAGCGCUACAACCCAGACGGCAGUGACUCGUUUGUGAUGAUUCGUCAACCGGGGCCGCUGAGUUGAGCGGGGCUAAGCUGGGGAGCAGGCGCGGGGAAGCCGGGAAGGGGCGGGUGUGUGGCGUGGAAAAAGUACCGAUAGAGGAGGUUGAGCUAAGCGGCGACGGAUUCGCAGUAGUGUGGUACAUGCUGAUGUGCGGUUGUCUAAGUGUCUGGAGAAGUCGUGAGCGUCACAUUUCGCACGAAGCAAUGGAGCGCCCACCAUCUCAGGUGGCGCCCACUCCGGACGCGCACCAGCACCGCUCAAGUUUAUUCGUAUGCAGAACUGUACAUGUGAUAGGCGUCGUGAGAACGGAGGGGGAUUUGCGUGAAUCUGGGCCGGAGGGUUUGGGGCUGGGGCACUGGGGAUUGGCACGCGUCGGGCCCCCGCGGUAACCCCGAAUCCGGCACGCAAAAUUCCUCAAGCCUAAAGCUUUGUAAUUUGGACACUUA